This is a messenger RNA of Microbotryum saponariae, 17338 nucleotides long. The record is from the annotation of a GenBank genome assembly. Lineage: Eukaryota; Fungi; Basidiomycota; Microbotryomycetes; Microbotryales; Microbotryaceae.
AUGCCGUUCAGGUUCGCCGCGCCGCAAUUGACCGAGUGCACAGGUUGCGAGGUCCGUGCGAGUCGACGCUGGCUGCGAAGCUCAAAUUCGCGAGCGACGACGGCACGAGCAACGGGAGGCUUCACUUGCCCUGCUCCUUCAACAAUUCGACGCCGCCGGCAUCGUUGCUCCGAGCAGGAUGCAAGUUGAUUCGCCCAUGCAUGACGUGGUUUCUACAUCUACAGCUCUGGCCACGAUGACCGAAAUGGCUGCCCCUAGAUCACCACCAGCAGCACCAGCGGCGCCAGCUCCGUCGCUACGGUCAUCCACGGUCCGCUUCCUGCGCGGCUUGGGCAUCCUCCCCGACGAGCCAGCCUCCGAUGCAACGACACCACCAGCUGGAACCGAGCCCAAGAGCAUUCGCAACCGACGACACCUCUCAACCCAGGAAUGGCUCGGCCUGGUGCCCACAUCCUAUGCGAUGACCUUGCUGUCGAUCGUUCCAGCCCAUCUUCGACCUUCGGAUACCGUAGCCUCGGCGGAAGCUGCCUCCUCAGGAGCGGUUCUGCAAGUCAUCACUCGCCUUGCGCUCGAGCCUUCGUUGACGCUGGCCGUGCACCGCUUUUACCGCGCUUAUGCGCCGCACCUGUGGGGUACUUGGCUCGAAUGGCUCGGCUACGACUCGGCCGAGCCAGGUCAAUGGCCAGCCUCGACUCAGGCUGCGGACCAGCUCGAUAUUGUCAAAGCGAUCGAUGCCAUGGUGUGCGUUUUGCGCGUAGACCAACGGGUGUUCCCGUGAGUUUUGACCCCCCCAUGCUCGCAGUGGAGCUAUUCCGGGCUGCAACGCACCGAGAUUGAGCGCAGCUGCUGAGCUAAUUUGACUUCGCGCUCCGAUCAGAUUCUUGGUGACCUUGCUUCGGCACCCUGCCCUGUCGACUUUCCCCAUCGACUCCUCCAAUCCGAUCCCUUCGCUCCUCACAUUGCACUCGUUGCUUCACUAUCUGCCGCAACUGCCGACGUCGCACCUUACCACCUCGGCGAGUCGUCCCCUGCCCUGGGCAUUUCCCACUGAGGUCGAGAACCUGCUCAAGUCGCACCCCUUGGCCAAAGUGCGACUCUUGGCGAGCAAGUGCCUCAACAAGUGGUACGGUCUCAACUCCAAUACGGGCAAGCAGAUUGAGCGCAUCUACGUUCCGACUUCAAGACAGGAGAUGGAACUUGCCCCGAUGCCUGAUUAUCCGAACGAGAUCAAGCUCGACUUUGAGCAAUCAUUCGGCGUGCUCGAUCGCGAGGAAGGAGAUGAAUGGAUCAUUUCAGACUGGGAACACGAACUCGUUGGCCAGUCCAACUGGGUCGAGGGGGGCGUUCAGGUCCUCGUCCGAAGAGGUGGCGUUGAUCUUUGGGUCCUCGAGCUCCUCACGGACAUCCGUGACCGAGAAGAGAAGGCUCUGUUUGCUCAGGAGCCCGAGGAGCAGGAUUUUGAAUCCCUCGACUGGGAGUUGAGCAAGAUUGUGUGCGAGGUCGAGGGUCGACUGACGUAUCGCGAAGGGUUGCUACCUUCCAUCGGCGCCGUUACUUCGUCUUCAUCGGCGUCGACCUCGAGCGCUCGGGAGUUGGCCAAGACACUCCGACCCGAAGCUUUCAUCCUCACGCCGUCGAACCGACAACUUAUUCGCUCACUCUCCACCCGCCUCGUGUACCGUCAACCGACCCUCAUUACUUCUUCUCCCUCGUCGGGCAAGCUGUCGGCGCUCAACCACCUGUGGACGCUCGUUCAUGCCUCAAGCUCCCCGGGGACCGGACCGACCCUAGCGGCGAGGCAACGCCAAAUCGUCAUCAUCAACCUCGCAGAUCGAUCACUCGACUCCAAGUCGCUUCUAGGAUCACUCUCAUCUGCUCCGACAACAUCCGAGUCCACAGCGGGUUCCUUCACCUUCAUCGAAGGGCCCUUGACCCGUGCCUUGCGCCAAGGUCGCUGGCUCGUCUUGACCAACAUCGACCAGGCUUCGGUCGAGGUCUUGACGGUCAUCAAGAGCGUCGCCGAACGAAUGAAGACCGCCAGCGAGACCAUGCUCGGCGGUGCAUGGGGCGAUGGUGCCGACCAACACAACUUUGGGGUCGGCGUCAAAGUCGGAGGAGGUGCCGGGCGAUGGGUCAAGGCCGGAGCGGGCUUCAUGCUCUUCGCUACGAGGUCCACAACCUCUUCCGAGGGGGCCGAAUUCUUUGGACAACACUUUUUCAAGGAAUUGAGGUUGCCUGGGUUGGAAGGGGCCGAGUUGAAACAGGUUAUAGAGGGGAGGUUCGAGAAGCUCGGCCAGGGGCUGGGACGAAAGAUGAUUGAGGUCUGGGAGAGCGUCAGGUCGAUCAAGGGGAAGGAAGUGGGAGGGGGAACGAAACGAGAUGGUGGAGUUAGGGAUCUCUUGAGGUCAGUUCCAACGCGAAAGAGGCAUCAUCUGCUCAAAGCGACCGUGUACUGACCAGGCGCUUGGUUGACAGAUGGUGCCGACGAGUCGAAGGUCUGCUACCGACCGGGGUCGUCAUCAAAUCGAUCGAUACGAACCCUACACUUCAAGAAGAGAUCUUCAUUGAGGCUCGCGACGUCUUUCUCGGCUCAAUGUCCAUACCUCGUGACCCCGGUGUACCGCAGAACGAUCGUUAUUCGGUCAUCGCUCGCAAACUCGCCGAAGGCCUGAGUCUGAGCGACGAAAGAGCAUACUGGGUGUUGCGCCGUAGGGUGCCCGAGUUCAUCGAGCCCAUCAUCGACGUCGCCGACGGACAUCUGGUCAACCACGACGGCCAGGGGCAUGUGCUCAAGAUCGGUCGAGUCGGUCUGCCCUACCGACCGGUGCUCAAGAAGGCGGCAGGCAAAACGUAUGCCCACACGAACCCGAGUUUGAUCGUUCUCGAAAAGCUCGCCGUCGCCGUUCGACUUUCGGAACCCGUCCUGCUGGUUGGUGAGACGGGCACGGGCAAGACGGCCGCGGUGGGUCAUUUGGCCGACAAGAUGGGCAAACGCCUGACCGCGUUGAACUUGUCGAACCAGACCGAGGCUGGCGAUCUCGUCGGCGGAUUCCGACCGAUCGAUGAACGGGAGGAAGCGAGACGGCACGCGUCGAUGCUCUUUAAUGCCUUUGUCGAGUUGUUUGGCAAGACCUUCUCGCUCUCGAGAAAUGCCGAAUAUGUCUCGCAUGCCAAAAAGGCGUUCGAAAAGAAGCGAUGGCAGAGGCUGGUCGGCCUGUGUCGAGAAGCAGCGAGGAUGGCGAGCGAUCGCUUCAAUGCGCUCGAGGGGUCACCCGAGGCGAAAGACAUGGCGACCGACGAGGCCGAACCGAGGAAGCGACGGAAGCUCGAGUCCAAGAGCAAAGAGGAUCUGCCCGGUCAAUGGGACGACUUCCUCGUGCGCCUGGGCGAGUUCGAUCUGCGGCACGUCCAGAAGGCCGUCAAGGCCAAGUUUGUCUUCUCGUUCGUCGAAGGCCCGCUCGCCAAAGCGAUUCGGGAAGGUGAAUGGGUCCUGCUUGACGAAGUCAAUCUUGCCUCGGCCGAGACGCUCGAAUCGCUAUCAACGCUGCUGCAAGGUCCCGACUCGAGUCUGGUGCUCACUGAGCAAGGUGACCUCGAGCCUAUCCCUCGACAUCCCGAGUUCCGCUUAUUCGCCUGCAUGAAUCCCGCCACCGAUGUCGGGAAACGGGAUCUACCGAGUGGACUUCGAGCCAAAUUCUCCGAGGUUUGGGUCCCACCGCCUGAUGAGGAUCGCGAUGCGCUCGUCAAGAUCGUCGAGGGGUACAUCGCUCGACACGCCACGUCGGACCUGCCCGUCAUUCACCAGACAGCAGAUCUGUACUCGGCCGUCAAGCAGCUCGCCAUCAACGCGCAGCUCGCCGAUGGCUCGAAUCACCCGCCCCAUUUCUCGAUGCGCACCCUCGCUCGUGCAUUGACGUUCGCUGCGGAAUUUGCGGAGACCUUCGGUUCGCUACGUCGCGCGCUCUACGAGGGGUUCCUGAUGUCGUUCACGAUGUUGCUCGACCCCAAUUCGCAAAUUGUCGUUCUCGCAUUGCUCAAGAAGCACAUCGUCGAUCCCGCGCGCAACGCCAAGUCGCUCUUCAGACUGCCGGUCAAGAAACCGCCUGCUUCGACACCGGCGGUCCAGAUCGCCCCCUAUUGGCUCUUGACGGGCGACCAGACCCCCGAAAUACCGAUCGACUACAUUUUAACCCCAUCGGUGCAGCGCAAGGUCUGCGAUCUUGCUCGAGCAGCAUUGACUCGCAAAGUGCCGGUUCUUAUUCAGGGCCCGACCUCGGCAGGCAAAACCUCCGUCAUCGAGUACCUCGCCCGACGAACGGGCCACCGCUUCGUUCGUAUCAACAAUCACGAGCACACCGACAUUCAGGAAUAUAUUGGCACGUACGUCUCGGAUCCGGACUCGGGCAAGCUCGUUUUCCAGGAGGGUGUGCUCGUGCGCGCCCUUCGGCGCGGUGACUGGAUCGUUUUGGACGAACUCAACUUGGCGCCGACGGAUGUGCUCGAAGCGCUCAACCGACUGCUCGACGACAACCGAGAGCUCGUCAUCCCGGAAACGGGCGAGCUCGUUCGGCCCCACCCUCACUUCAUGCUCUUUGCUACGCAGAACCCACCUGGGCUGUACGGUGGUCGCAAGGUCCUCUCGCGAGCGUUCCGCAAUCGUUUCCUCGAGAUGCAUUUCGGCGAUGUCCCACAGGACGAACUUGAGACGAUUCUGUGCGAAAGGUGCCAGAUCGCACCCUCGUACGCCAAGAAGACGGUCGCCGUGUUUGUCGAGCUGCAACGACGACGACAAGCGGGGCGCGUCUUUGAGCAGAAGCAUGCCUUUGCCACCCUACGUGACUUGUUCCGAUGGGGUGGCCGUGGUUCGGUCGGCUAUCAGCAACUCGCCGAGGACGGCUACAUGCUUCUCGCCGAACGUGCUCGACGUGCGGACGACAAGGAGGUUGUCAAGGAGGUGAUCGAAAAGGAGAUGAAGGUCACGAUCGACGCCGCUUCGUUGUACGACUUCUCCCGACUCGCCGAACUCGAGCUGCCCGAUCCGAGGAGCGCCCAGGGUGAUCUCGUCUGGACCUCGGCGAUGCGACGACUCUACUUCCUCAUCGCCGCAGCUCUCAAGCGCGACGAGCCCGUCUUGCUCGUCGGCGAAACGGGAGCGGGCAAGACAUCAGUUUGUCAAGCGCUAGCGCUCGCUCUCGGCCGCCAGCUUCACAUCGUAGGCUGUCAUCAAAACACCGAGACGGCGGAUCUACUCGGUGGUCAACGUCCACUGCGUAACCGAGCGGCACUCCAAGCGGAUUUGAAGCGCCGCGCGUUGGCCUUGUUCGAGUCCGCAGGCCUUGCUGCGUCCGCCGCCGCCGACGACGACUUUGAGCAGCUCAUCGUCGAGGUCGAAGUCCUUCUCCCAAACUUUAACGGAGAUGAUCUGAUCGAGGCCGAGAGCGUACUGGAUCGCAUGCGCCAGGCUACGGCUCUGUUCGAAUGGCACGACGGUCCCCUCGUGCAGGCGAUGGUCGCUGGCGAUUUCGUCUUGCUCGAUGAGAUCUCGCUCGCGGAUGACUCGGUCCUCGAGCGCCUCAACUCGGUCCUUGAACCCUCUCGCACGCUCCUCCUCGCGGAGAAGGGUGGCAGGGAUCUCGCCGACAUUCAGAUCCGAGGUGCACCCGGCUUCCAAAUCCUCGCGACGAUGAACCCCGGUGGCGAUUUCGGCAAGAAAGAACUCUCACCCGCACUGCGCAAUCGUUUCACUGAGAUCUGGGUGCCCAGCGUCGACGACCUCAAUGACUUGCGCCUCAUCAUCUAUUCGAGGUGGCUACCCGAUCACGAGCGCGAGCUGGCGCAGUUUGGCGACAAGAUGCUCGACUUUGCGCAAUGGUUCGCCAAAGCUGCUGGAGCUAGUGACGGUCUCGGCAUCGGGUUGCGGGAUAUCCUGGCGUGGAUUGAUUUUCUCAACAAGUCGGCGAGGUGAGCUGUCCUUGACAGAAACGAGCACAAUCGAAGUUUGGGGAUGCUGACUCGAGUUUUCACUUUCAUGACUACAGCUUUCUCGCCACGGUCAAGCCUGUCGUCGAUGGCACAUAUGUCGAGAUUGAGACGGACGAGAUCCAAGCUCAUGCGUAAGCUGUAUUCCGUUUUGAUGUGUUCGACACAACACUCAUUGACUGACAUUCGCAUGUUCACUGGUGCAAUAGGGCGAGCGUUCAACCACUUCACCUCGGUGACGCGUUUUGUCAAGGUGCUCUCAUGACCGUCGUCGAUGGGCUCGGUGCUCUGCCCUUGACCUCAUCGAUGUCUCGUGAGGGUCUCGAUCGACUUCGGGUGGCGUGUUGGAGGUAUCUCGAAUCGCUUGUUAGCGUCACCGUGCCCCCCGAGGCUGUGCCGCUCGAUGUGGUUGACUCGCCGACGAGAUUCGCGAUCGGCCCCUUUGGAGUCGAGAAGGGCGCUCUGCCCUCGGUCUCCAACGGCCACUCGUUGCUCGCACCAACGGCCCGCCUUAACGCGAUGCGACUUCUUCGCGCUCUCCAAUUGAAGAAGCCCGUGCUGCUCGAAGGUAGUCCCGGUGUCGGCAAGACGAGUCUUGUAACCGCCAUCGCGGCUGCAACCGGCCAUCACCUCGUCCGUAUCAAUUUGUCCGACCAAACCGAUCUGAUGGAUCUGCUCGGCAGCGAUCUCCCCGUCGAAGGUGGCCAAUCGGGCCAGUUCGCUUGGAAGGACGCGCCAUUUUUGGCCGCUAUGCAAGCUGGUGACUGGGUCUUGCUGGACGAGAUGAAUCUUGCGUCUCAGUCGAUUCUUGAAGGGCUCAACUCGUCGCUCGAUCAUCGAGGUGCCGUCUACAUUCCCGAACUCGAUCGUACGUUCGUUCGUCAUCCCGACUUCCGCAUCUUUGCUGCGCAAAAUCCUCUUGGGCAAGGUGGAGGACGCAAAGGUCUCCCCAAGUCGUUCCUGGAUCGAUUCAGCAUCGUUCACAUGGAGGAACUCGACGCUGUGGACCUCGGGACGAUCGCCGGCGCUCUUUACGACGGCAUCAAUCCAGUCUUGCUGAACAAGAUGAUCAGCUUCAACUCAACGAUCCAUCACCAGACCAUGCAAUUGCGCUCGUUCGGAGCAGAAGGUUCGCCCUGGGAGUUCAACUUGCGUGACGUUCUUCGCUGGCUUGCGCUCGUACAUCAGUCCGGAGGCCUCGAUCUGCAUCCCGGCAAUCCGAUCGAGUACGUCGGCCUCCUCUACGUGCAGCGGUUUCGCAACGCCAAGGAUCGAGCCCAUGUUGCGCGCAUGUUCGAAGAGCACUUUGGCGUUUCGAUCGACCCUUUGCUGCGCCCGACGCAUCUCAUCACCGACGGACAGCUCCGUGUUGGGCAUUCCUUUAUCGAGCGAUCGGAUGGCGACGUCCUCGAGCGUUCGACGAUCGCAAAACCGAUCCUGCAGCCGUACUUGCAGACUAUGGAGGCGCUCGUCAAGUGCUUCGACAUGCGCUGGCUCGCGAUCCUCACGGGUCCGAAGGGCUGCGGCAAGACUUCGGUCGUCCGCCAGAUCGCGUUCUUUAAGGGCGUCGUCCUGCGUGAGUUCUCGAUGAGCGCUGAGGUCGAUACUUUGGAGCUCCUAGGGUCAUUCGAGCAAGCCGAGAGGUCGCGCGAGCUUGAGAAGGUCGUCGUUGCCCUCGAGGCCGCGAUGCGCGAGCAGCCUUCAACCUUCACUCCUACCUCGCUCGGCAUCCCCCCUCACGAGCUUUUGGUUCAACUCCGACAGCUUCGCGUGGACCUUGGAUCAGCCAGUGCAGAGGUCUCGGCUCGGCUUCUCGUGUCCUCCCUUCAAUCGCUUGCAUCGGGUGCAUCGGUCGAGACGGCGGCGGUUCUUCACCACUUUGCCUCACAAUUUGAACGCGCGAUCGCUGUCACGUCGGUCGCGGCGCGCUUCGAGUGGAUCGAUGGACCGCUGGUGCAAGCGAUGAAGCAAGGUCAUUGGCUCUUGAUCGAAGACGCCAACUUGUGCAGCCCCUCUGUCCUCGAUCGACUCAACUCGUUGUUCGAACCCGAAGGCCGCCUUCAGCUCGCCGAGCGCGGCCCCGUCAACGGCGUCGUGCAGACUAUCACGCCUCAGCCCGACUUCCGUUUGGUCAUGUCGCUCGACCCUAGGAACGGAGAACUCUCGCGCGCCAUGCGCAACCGAGGCAUCGAGAUUGCCAUGCUGCCCGUUGAAGCCGACUCUACUCUGCAAGAACGCCCCCGCUCGAGCACCGUCACCCCCUCGGAGUCUAUCGCCGACAUGAUCGAGAUCGCCUCUCGUACGCAAGAGCUUUCGCCCCUGGUCGUGGCGCAGACGAUGCUCUCGUACCUCAGCCCCUUCCAAUUUGGGUUCGCCCUUCGACUCCUGCGCGCAACGAGACUCUGCGAUGUUCCCACAAUCGAAGCUAGUAUGCGUGGCAUGGCGGCGCACCCACUCGUACCCGGUAUUGUAGCUCGUCGGAACGCCACCGCUCUCCUGCAAGAGGUUCCUGCGCCUCUGCUCGCCCUCGAGCCGAUCGAUAUGUCGCUCGUGACGCAUGAGGGCACUAUCCAAACGCCUGCCAAUUCGGUAUUAUCGCCGGCUCUGGAUGCAGUGUGUCUACUCCUGCUGGUGUCGUCGAACCGCCCCGAUCUGGUUUCGCACGUCUUGGCCAAGCCGAGGAAGAGUCUGAGCGCGUGGGAGCGCUCGCUGCUGGUUCUCCACGGCAAGAUGCGACUCGAUGAAGACGAUGUUGCGACGGCGUCAUUGGUUCCUGUAUCGCAUGCUUUGACCACUCUCGUGCGACAUAUGCUCGCCGCCGCCGUCGUCGGAGAUUUGACCUUCGAACAACAACAGGUAAGCUGUGGCCGCGCCAUACUGAGAGCAGGCCAAUCCUUACUGACGAUUGUGUCAAAAUAACAGGAGUGUGUCGAGCUUGGCAGUCGACUCGGCGGAUACGUCGCAGAGCUCGAGCAUGUUUGCUCCAGCUCAGUGCUCGAUUUUUCGAGUAUCCAACACGUUGCGGCGUGGAUCGCUUCAGAAGUCGGACGAGCCCCUGUGGAGGCCUUCCCCAGCGCGGCUGCCGUCCAGACGGCAUUGACCCCACUGCAGACCUCGCUGGCCCUCACCAGCGGCAAGGCGAUGAACAAUAUUUGGAGGGCUUGCCUUCCCUUUGAACCGGCUUCGCCUGCGAUCAACUCGGCGUAUCGAGAUCUGCUUGAGCGUGGCGCAGGAACGGACGGGCCGGUUUGGGACCGCGCUCUCGUCGACCUGUUCCUCGAGAUUGCGGUUGCUCUUGGGACUCCGCAAUCGCAGCACGGCGUCGGAUUCGGGGAUGAGGCGUCUGUACUUGCGAGAAAACUCAUUGCAUCGCUACCUCCCGUAACGACCGAAGGGAGCAGCCUCAAGGACGAAAGUACCGCGCUGGUGAACUCGUCUAAUGCUGCGAGCGUGCUUGUUGCAGAGCUGGCUGCUGUUGCCAAGGUCAUCACAAAUGACUAUUCAGUGAGUUUCCACUCUGGUGUUGAUGGUGCUACUGGAGACCUACUGAUGCGCCGAAUGUGUGAUAACAGCAUUCGGCCUCGACGAGCCUGAUACGCGUUGUGCACAGGAGUCAAGCACUGUCCCUCGCAAGCAUCGUCCCGAUUCAUCAACUUGCGUCGUGGCCCCGAGAAUAUGGCGAGUAAAUUUCGUCAUUUGAACGAUAUGCCAUCAGUGACUGAUUGGUUCCGCCCUCGGUUUCCGAGAACGCAGAGGGUGCCAUCAGCAGCCAGUCGUCGGCCCAGUUCAAGACGUUGCUGCUGUGGAAUGAGCACCUUGCACUUGGUCUUUCCCAAGUGAGCCCCUCGGGUUACUUUGGCAAAUCAAAAAGCGCCAACUGAUCACGGGGUCUUUCUUCAGAUCACUUCCACCUACACCCCGGCCGACGUGACUCGACCUUUCUUGUUGCGUGAGGUCGUGCAGCUGAAGUGAGUACUCGGCUGUGACCACGAUAGCAUAACGACGAGACUCAUCGAUCGUCUACCUUCGCUCCCAGAACCAAAGACACAUCUUCGCUCGGCAACCUCGUCGUUCUAUCUGAAGGCCUCGGCCGGGCUGCGACAAUUCAGACAUGGACAGCCUCCCUUGACCUCGGCUCUCGGAGGCCUGCUUUGAAAUCCGUGCUGCUUGCCUCUAUUGGUCUGGUAAGCCUCCUCUGCAUGACCGCUGCCUCUCUUCAUUUGAACUGAACAUCAUAAGUACCUUUCUUUACAGCUCGCCAACGCGACCGAGGGGACCCAGCAGUGGGAAGCCUCGGGACUUGCAGGCUUGAGCGCCGCAGAUGCCGACUCGCCGGCGUUCGGCGAGGCGUUCGAUCGCUAUCUUGCACCAGCCAUGACGAGUUUGGCAGACCCCGUCGAAGCGAGUCUAGCUAUACUCGGACAGGGAUUUGUCGCAUUCUCGAGAUGCCUUUGGUAUCUCUACCUGCCCAACUUGCCGCUCGACCCGGCCAUCGGACUCCGAGCCCGCUCGGGGUACCUCAGCCGUCAGCUCGAUCACCUCUCGGGCGUCCUUCAGUCGUUGCACCUUGCCGAGCUACACCGCACGGGUAAUGCUCAAAACGACAAGAUCGAUCGGCUCAGCAAGAAGUUGGACGACCUCAGGCCCAAGCUCGAUGAGGCCAAGGUCGUUCCCGUCCAGCGCGAAGGCAACCCUGCUCUGCUGUCCAGUCUCUUCCAAGAGCUACAGUCGUUCCGCGAGCAGAUCAUCAGCGAGGCGCAGCUCGAUACGCUGACAAACGAUCUCAUGGGUGCCGCACCGACCGAAUCCGUCUUGAGCCGAGAAUUGAGCAUGCAGCGAUCGGUCGAGACCUUGCUGCAUCGCUUGAACGCAGUCUACGGCGAGCUCGUCGACAUCCUCGCGCCGUUGCGCCUGUCUCUCUGCUCGUUAAAGGUCGGCUUUGCACUGCUCUCCCAACUCGCUAGCCUCAAGCUGGCUAGUGCGUCCUCGCCGGAACCUUUUGUCGAGCUCCUUCAUCACCUCGUCAGCUUUCCCAAAGCGGCUCACAAGCAUAGGAUCGAUGCGAUCGACCUCCCGCUCACGAUCAAGGCCAAUCAGACACCCCUCUCACCGACGCGCGCAACAUUGCUCCAGGUUACGGCCCUCAUCAGCCAGCUCACGCACAGCGGCCGAUUCGAUCGCGAUGCUUUGCGUCGCCUCACCCAGCUGUACGAUCGUCUUCACUAUCUCUGGACCAGCGAUCGUCGCAAGGACGAAGAGGCCGCGCGUGCCGCCGAAAGCCUCUACAGAUCCAAAGCCGACGUGGAGCAGAUUGCUACAGAUGAGGAGCUCGAGGCCGCCGAAUUUGCCCAGCUGUUCCCUACGUUUGAGGAUGCGCUAGACUUCAACGACUCCGUCGACAAGCCGCCGGCGACGAAUGGUUCGAUCACCGCCGUCAACGGCGCCACGGCCUCAGCCAAGGUGUUCCAUCACCUUCAGCCUCAGGACGAGGCGCUGCUCGCCAAACUGCACGUCGGUCUAUUAGGAAACGGGCGGAUUUACGACUUCGUUGGCAAGUGCGAGAAGGAAUAUGAUAGUAUCCGUACUUCCAGCAUCACGACACUGUUGCCAGAUCUUUACGCCCAUCUCGAAGAGGGACUUGAUCGGGCCUCGGCCGCGUACCGAGUUCGCUCGCUCGUCGAGCUCAGCCAGUCGAUGAAGCCUUCGACAUCAUCCCACCCAGCUGAGUCGCGGGACCGCGACUUCUACACUGAGCCCGACGUGCAAGAGACGGCCAAGGCUGUUCCUAUCCUACUCGCCACUUCAGCGCGUCUCUCUGAUCUUAUCGAGACGUGGCCUGACCAGAUGGUUCUGAGGAACCUCCACGAGCGCUGCCAAGCGGUGCUUUCGCUUUCGUCGCAAUCUCCGAUCGCCCAAGUCCUCACAGCGAUCGAGCAACUGUUGCAACACACCGAGGACUGGGAAUCAUACGCUAGUUCCGAACACUCGCUGGCGACAAACCGUGCCGAAAUCAUUAACCUCAUCAUCGAGUGGCGUCGAACCGAGCUCACGUGUUGGUCACGUCUGCUUUCAACGAUCGAGAAACGCUUCAAGGCCCCCGUCGCGACGUGGUGGUUCCGGUUCUACGAAACAAUGAUCCGCGCAGCGCCUGGCGUCGACGAAGACCCCGCCACUCCGACGCACGAACAGAAAUCGGCGGCCGAGUUCAACCGCGAACUCGUGGCCCUGCUGGAUUCCUUCUUUUCGACCUGCUCGAUCGGGCAGUUCCAGGCUCGUCUGGAGCUGACCUUGUCGUUCGCCAAUCUGGCGAGCAAGCUUGGUUCUCAAUUUUAUGAGGAUGCGGUGAGUUGCUGCCAGCCAUGAACCGUGCCCAGACCCUCCGCUGACAUGAAGCGGGUACUACUUUGUUUCUACAGAUCCACGAUGGUGCCCGCUCCUUGAACACUGUCGCCCAGCUCCUUUUGAACAUCCACGCAUUCUACGAUCAGUUCACCCCUCGCAUUUCUGCGUUCCUUUGCACCGAGCGAGCAAAGAUCCACAAGGACGUCAACAGCCUCAUCAAGCUCGCAAGCUGGAAGGAUGUGAACGUGUACGCUCUGCGCCAAAGCGCGAUUCGCAGUCAUCACCAGCUCUACAAGCUCGUCCGCAAAUUGCGAGCGGUUCUACAAAAGCCCGCAAGCGACUUUUUCACUCGCUCAGAAAGUGCGCAGUCGACCGAAUUAUCGUGAGUUUCUUGAGGUGAUGCUAAGUGUGGCAUUACGCGUUCCAAACUGACAGUAUGUGACCUCAUGAUUUGAAUAGCAUCGCCCCCCACCUGGCGACCCGCGACUUGGCUUUGGUUCUUAACUCGAUGCCUAGCUUACCCAAAGAGAUCACCGCGGCAACGAGCGCGAGCCACAUCGCCAAUUUGGAUCGCACGCUCCGUCGUCUCGCCGCGUGGCAGACGAUGUCGCUCGGACCUUUCAUCGGCGCCAACCGCGCUGGACAAGUUGAUGCGUUCGCCGUAGAGAUUAUUCGCACGUCAAAGGACCUCAAGAGCGAGCCGCUUGGGGGGGAGGAGGGCCGCGACCAGCGCCUUAAGUCGCUCAUAGCACGUAAGCGUCGCGCCUGGAUCGAAUUGUUGCGCGAGAUGAAACGAGUGGGCCUGUCGCCCUCGCCCGCCCCGGCCAUCGUCGACCGCCUGAAGGAUGCUGGUCAUGUCUACACGCUGCCAUCGCCGAGGCGUGUCUUCUCCCUCGACGUCUCUCUCCUUCCCGAAGACCAACGACGCCUGUUGCGCGAGGUCGACGACUACCACUACAGAAUGACGUCCGAGCUCCCUGCUCUUCGGGCGUGUCCCGCCAACCACCACGACGACGUUUCGACUCGCGAGGUGCAACGUGCGAUCGGUUCGAUCGAGUCCGGUGUCGCCAUGAGCUUCGACAGUCGAGUCCAGCUCGUGCCAGCGAUCAUGUCUGCAUCCCGCCUGAGGUUCAUGGCCAGCAAGAUGGAAUCCGUCGGAGCCGAGCCGAUCGGUCAGAGCGUUGCGACGACCAAGGCUCUCGCCGAGUUACUGCUCGAGCUCGUCUGCGAAGUCUCGAGCGGUCUGUCGGACGCACGCGUCGAGCUCAACAACCACCGUGUCGCGCUCGACGGUCGCCCGACUGACGACUUGUCGGUGGUCGCCAAGCUCAUCGAUGAUUCCGAUCGCGUACUCGUUGAUGAUGUCGAGCAACUACGAGAACUGGCCGCCAUCGACUCGUUCGACCCAGUCAUAGGUACCAAGCAAGAGCUCGAGAUCAUACGAACCGCGCACACUCACCUGCGGUCGAUCGUCGAUGCUUUCACCAUUCUCGAAGCGCCGGUCUCGAUUCGUUACCUCGUCGACCCAUUGGGCCAGUGGAUCCGAUCCCUACGCCUUCCAUCAGUCGAACCUGAGGAGGUCGGCCCUUCCAGCGCUGUAGCAGAUCUCGGCAAGUUGAACACACAGCAUGCCACUCUCAUCGAUUCGAUCCUGGUCAUCGCUCAAGAGCUUCGCACUCGUGCCGAAGGGAUGGAGAAGGUAGACCCCGAUGGCGAAACGCGCGACCACGCGAUCAAGCUCGAUCAUCGCUCCUUGCAGGAGACCCUCGCGGUCUGGCGAUCUGACGAGAUUCUGGACCAAGCCGUCGCCCUUGCGCGUUCUGCCCAUGCUCUCUUGGGCUCUUCGGUUGCUCUUCAGCCCGCUGUUUGCGCGCUUUUGCUACGCGUGGCCCCCUUCAUUCGCCUUUUCGUGGACUUGUUGUCCGACCACCUCGUUGAGUACCUGCGCUGGAUGCGAGCCAUCCUCAAGCUCGCCUACGUCGCCUCCACCGUCGUCAAGGAGCUUGCCGCGCAAGGGUUCUGCCGACCCGUGGAAGAUGAUGGGAAAGGUGGUGAAGAAGCGGAUGGCAAGACCUCGGACGGCACUGGAAUGGCUGAUGGCAAAGGCGCCAAAAACGUAAGCAAUGAAAUCGAGGACGAGUCACAGAUUGAAGGUCUCGAGAACGAUGUGCAGCAAGAGAAGGAGAAGAACGAGCACCAGGACGAAGAGGACGGUCAAGACGAUGCUAUCGAGACGAACAUGGACUUUGAAGGCGAUCUCGAAGACCGAGGUGAUCAGGACAAGGACGAUCAGGACAAAGAUGACGAAGAUAGCGACGAGGAUGAGGACGCGCCAGAACCGGACGAGCAAAUCACGGAUGUCGAUCCGCUCGACCCUUCUACAGUUGACGAGAAGUUCUGGGGCGACGAGGCUUCCAAGGACGAGCCCAAAGAUUCUGCCAACGAGGAGCUCAACCAAGAGACCGAGCAAAAGUCUGGCAAGUCUGAGAUGACCGCCAAGGAUGAUCAAGCCCCGGAGCCGAAAUCAAAAGGCAAGGACUCGAGUGCUGAGAAAGACCAGCCCGAGCAGCCUGAGGAGGAGAAGAGUGGGCGUGAGGUGGAGCAGGAUGGAAAGGACGAAGCCGAGAAAGAAGGAGACGAGGUCGAGAACGCGGAGCAGGAUGACGACGAGGGGGAGGAUCAAGAUGCCCCACCCCAAGCCGACGACAAAGACCGACUGAACCACCAAAUGCCCGAAGGCGACAAUCUUGACUUGCCGGAGGACUUGAAUCUUGACGGGGAGGAGGAGAAGGAAGAUCAAGCCAAAGAUUUGGACCUGGACGACAUGGAUGUCCCAGCUGGUAUGUCCGGCGAAAGGCCUACCCCUUUGUGGAUCAAAUGGUUUGCUGAUCUUUCACGUCUGAAACCUCCUACAGAUCCCGACGAUGGCGCCCACGACGACGGCGACGACCAGGUUGACGAGAUGGGUGACUCGAACGAGGAUCCCGGCGAGGCGGACGACGCACUGGUCGCCGACGCCGACGCCGACGCCGAUGGUGAGCCACAACCCGACAACCCCGAGGAAGAUGCGCCGCAGCCGGAUCAACAAGCAUCGCUCGAUGACUCGUCUGGCGGAGCUCAAGAUGGGGAACAGGGCGGAGAAGGAUCCCAAGAUAAGAGUGCCUCCGCACGUCCCGAUCCUAAGCCGUCAUCGACCGACGCACCCACCACUUCCGGCGCCCAGCAGGAGCUUACCGAGGCCAUGGACCCGAGGCAAGCGCCAGCGGACGAUGCGCAGGACCAGGAGAUGAACGCCGAAGACGAUGCAACCGAGGCUCCCCUUUCGGCCCCUUCGAAUGCGGCGAGUGGGACGUCAAAAGAGCGAUCGGCCGCCACCGACCCUCAAGCCCAACCGCAAGCUGAUCGCUCGACGCCAGCCCAGCCCCAACGCAGCUUGGGCGAUGCGAUGCAAUCUUGGCGCCGUCGAUUGGAGCAGAUCGCCGACAUGAGCGAGGUCACCGAAGAGUCCCCUGCCGAAGUUGAUCAUGCCAGCAACGACAAGGACGGCGAGGUCGAGUAUGUCGUCGAGGGACAAGAGCAUGAUGCAGACAAGCAGGCACUCGGACCGGCGAGCGAAGAGCAAGUCAAAAAACUCGAGCAGUUGCGACUUGGCGACGAGGAGGAGCCGCAAAAGCACUUUGACGCCGACGAUGCAAUGCAAGUCGACGAAGCACCCAAUGCCGAUCCGACUAAGCAGCCAUCGUCGACGAUCAACCUCGACGGAUCUUCCCUUGCCGAGACCGACGCCAAGGCUAUUCCUGCUGCCGAUUUGCGGGACCAACAUCCCGUCGACCCCGAGGACGGUUCUGCGCUCGACGAGAAAGCCGAUCAUCUCGAGGAUGAGGACGACGAGCUUCGCUCAAGGACACUCGCCACCCAGGAUGACGCUGAAGCCGAUCACCAAGUUGAACAGGCCAUGUUGCUGUGGCGUAGUGGAGAUGACCCGACCAUGACUGCCGAUGGUGUGUGGAGAUUGUACGAAUCAUUAACGCGCGAUCUCUCGUAUGCUCUCACGGAACAACUUCGUCUCAUCCUCGAACCCACGCUCGCGACCCGACUGAAGGGCGACUAUCGCUCUGGUAAACGCCUCAACCUCAAGAAGAUCAUCCCCUACAUCGCGUCCGAGUUCACCAAGGACAAGAUCUGGUUGCGACGAACUCGACCGUCGCAGCGCGAAUAUCAGAUUCUGAUCGCAAUCGAUGACAGCAAGUCAAUGGCCGACUCGCACUCGGUGCACCUCGCCUUCCAGUCUCUGGCUCUCAUCUCGCGCGCCUUAACCCGCCUUGAAGUCGGUGGCAUCUCGAUUUGUCGAUUCGGCGACACGAUGGACGUUUUGCACCCUUUCGAGGGCGGUCAACUCUCUGAUGACGCCGGAGCCAAACUGCUCGAACAAUUCACCUUCUCUCAACGCACGACCGAUGUGCGCCUGCUGGUCGAGCGAUCGCUCACUCAUUUGGCCCUCGCCAAGGAUGCGGCCCGCUCCGGCAAGUCCUCGCUGGCCGCUGGUGACCUGUGGCAAUUGCAAAUUAUCAUCUCCGACGGCAUGUGUCAAGACCAUGGUGCGCUCCGAGCUCUCCUUCGUCGUGCUGCGGAGCAAAAGGUCAUGUUCGUAUUUGUCGUCAUCGACUCGCUGCACCGUCAGACCCUCGAGACCCACUCGGGCUCUUCAACCCCCGUUACUUCUUCAGCAUCGUCCACAGUCAACCAAAACUCGAUCUUGGCGAUGCAAUCCGUGUCCUACUCCAAGGGCAGUGACGGUCGACUCGAGCUCAACAUGAAUCGCUACCUCGACUCGUUCCCGUUCGAGUACUUUGUCGUUUUGCGCGACGUCGAGGCGCUUCCUGAGGUUUUGAGUGCCACGCUGAGACAGUUCUUCGAAAGGGUCAGUGAUAGCUUUGCUUUCUUCGUCGCAUCUUGCUAACCGGACCUUGUGCUGACUCGCACUCUUUAUCUACACCAGGUCUCGUCGGAUCGAUGA